CGGGCAAAGCAAAACAAAGGCGGCGGCGGCGGGAGCGCGGGGCUCGGCAGGGCUCGGCACGGCACGAUGCCUCGCCGCCCCUCGGCCCUCGGCGCGGCACACGCGCGCCCGGCCCCCGUCUAUGACCCGCCCGGCGGCCACCGCCGAGACGGUACCUUCGAGGCGAGGGAAGCCGUCGUGUCCCCCCCCAAACCUCCCUCUUUGUUUGAAGGUGAGGGCCCGGCGCUGACCGCCGCGCGAGCACCGGGGGUCCCGCCUCCCUCCUGCCCGUGCCCCCUGAGGAGAGGGGCCCGGGGGCUGCUCAUAGCCCGGGCUGGGAGCGGAGCCGGCGUAGCGGUUGUGACUGUUUCUCUUCUGUCAUUUGUGUGGAAAGUGCCACACACACUCCAGAACAACAACGGCUUUUGCUUGCAUAUUCCAGUGUUUCUUUUGUCAGCGAGUUCAGCAAAGUUGUAAUUCUUCAAGUGCCAGCCCUGAGCUGAGUGAGGAGCCACCAGCAGAGAUGGUAAAAAUGACAAAAUCAAAAACGUUCCAGGCUUACCUGCCAAACUGUCACCGAACCUACAGCUGUAUCCACUGCAGAGCCCAUCUCGCCAAUCACGAUGAACUGAUCUCCAAGUCCUUCCAGGGAAGCCAGGGACGAGCCUACCUCUUCAAUUCUGUGGUAAAUGUGGGCUGUGGUCCAGCAGAGGAGAGAGUUCUUCUGACAGGUUUACAUGCUGUAGCAGAUAUCUAUUGUGAAAACUGUAAAACCACUCUUGGAUGGAAAUAUGAACAUGCUUUUGAGAGCAGUCAGAAAUACAAAGAAGGAAAAUUUAUCAUUGAACUUGCCCACAUGAUAAAAGACAAUGGUUGGGAGUGAAACAUAACGUUGUUCCUUCUGUUUGGACUCUGUUCUGUGGGACAGGCUUUACAAAGACUAAGGAAGAGCUUGGCUAGAGUGGCCCUGAGAAUAUCACUGAACUCUGAAACCUCACAAAUGAGUAGUGUAGUGUAAGUGGCUAUUUCAGGCCAUGUUUGCCUUUUCUCCUUGUGUAAGUUCCCUCUUUUUGUACGUGUAUUAUUGUGUGAACAGUUGUUUUGGAACAUUUUGGAUGACCUUUUUCUAAACUCUCUCUUGACUAGAGAAACAGUUCAGUAAUUGAAAACGGAUUUUACUGGUUAGCAUCUCUCUCUGACCUAUGCCUUUAAUGCUACCUUCUGCUGUGCAUGCUUCUUGCCUAAACACCUCCACUCCGGUCCUGUAGAAGUUCUGUACCUGAGCAGUCUGAAAGAAUGUACGGGAUGGGGUGCUUUUUUAUUAAAUGUAGCAAUUUCUGAUGUGUUUGGCAGUGAAGAGGAUGCAGUAUUGUAGUUAUUAAUUUCUUUUUUAAAUUUGAGUGUACCACAACCUAUGUACAUCUUUUAGGUGAAUUGGUUAAAGGUACAGUGCUCACUUCAAAAGAAAAUAUUUCAAUUGCACUGACUGAAGUUAGCAGGUCUCAAGUUGUUAGGACAGGUUAUGCCAGAGGUUUGGUAUCUUAAUGAAAUAACAUAGAUUUUAAAUCAAUAAUGCUAUAGAAUAUGUUCAUUUAAGACCAACAUAUUCCCUAAGGAGUUUGCUGGAUAAGAAAUUUAUAAAACUGUAACUUGCUAGAUUAAAAAGAAAUAUAUAUGCAUCUUCUAUUUUGGAAAAAAAAACAUUAGUUGCUGUAUUAGGAAAAAACAAAGUUUUGGUACUGUACCUUUGCCAGUAACAGGGACUUGUGCAUCAGUAAAGUUUUAUGGCUGGUUCCAUGUAACUGUAUAGUCCUAAUGCACUGGACAAAGAGGUUGAUGUCAAGGAAACUUGUUGAAGUAUUCUGCUUCUGCUACAUUUGAACAAAAGUAUUUAUUUUUGUGAGAAAUUGCAAGAGCCUAUGACAUGAAAAUUAGUAUAGUACCUGUAGGAAAAGGAGAAGGAAUAAGAGGGAAGUUUGACUUGUUUUUUCAUAAAAUAGCAAGGUAGUUUUUAAAAUUUGGGGGUGGGGAAAGGGUUUCCUGGUUUGCUGGCUAAAUCAUCCCCAAGUACCUUUUUAUAAUAAAAAUUUAUAUGAAAGUCACCUUCUCUUUUGUUCUCAUGCUGUUUCUUUCAUGGAAUCAGUUAAUGAGAGAAACUUCUGGAAAGUGUAUGCACAAUAUGAGCUGUUGGUAUCUGUGUAAUGCAAACUGAGCAACUGUGAAAGAAGUGCUCUACAUAAAUUUGCUAACUUAAUUUUCAAAUUAAACAGACUCUGAAGACUUUUUGUAUUUGAAUCCUUUUAAUGCUUGAGGAUAAAAGAUGUUUGGAAAAAAACCCUUUAACACUACAUAAGUCCUAUCACUGAACAGUACAGAAGCCUUGCAAUACAAAAUCCUUUUCUCUCAAUAACAAUUCUUAACUGGCACCUGUGAAGCUGGUCACGGGUGCUGCUGCUGCUGUUCCGCUUUUGGGAAUCUCUGAUGGGCUUUCUGAACUCUGCUGCACUUUAGAAAUUGUCAUACAUGAAAAAUUAUGCCAAUGGGUAGAGGCAAUACAGAUCUUCAAAACCAGCUUUCCAGUGUUUUUGUGGAGAGGAGGAAUGGGAAGAGCAUUCACCCACGUGCACACGUUCUCUGUGAUCCAGGCUGGCUAAACUACAUUCAAGAUGUUGUAGUGAUCUAUACCUGUGAAUUAAAAAUGUAAGAAUUAGAGAAGUAGUUGAAGCUGUUGGGUUUCAGUCCAGAGACCUUAGGUGGUACAGUCAUGUUCAACCUGGAUUUUGUGACUCACACGUUACUACUUCAUGUUCACAUCAGGCUUUGAGGUCUCAUUUUUAACAAUGUUGUUGAUGCAAGAUGGGCUUUGGUGUUGCCUGUCUUGUGAUCUUUUUGACCUGGAAUUCUUGGGAUUUUGUUUUCCACCAUUGUAAUGUAUGUUGCCAACAAAGAAGGCGCUAAAACUGUCAGCAAAAAGCUUGUGUUGGCUCCAAAGUCCUGUUGCAGUGUUGAUACUUGUGAACACGUUUAUGUGAAGUUUGUGUCUCUUUGGGCUUUUCUUAUUGCCUGGCUACAGAUGUGUUGAGGCAGUACACUGGACUGAAGACAAGAGUAAUGGUUGCUUUUCCAUAGCUGAAAUUAAAGAGAAUAUGUAAAGUAUUACAGAUUUUUCUCUCCAAAAUUGGGGGUUUGGCUCUCUCUUGUUUGUAAGCUCAUGCUGUCUGUAACACAGUCUGAUUCUUAGAAAUUCAACCUCUUUCUUCAGUGCAUUAUUUAUAUUUCAAACUGGACAUUUUCACCAAAACCUUAAUUAACUUUGAUGCCAAAGGUUGGGACUUCAAGUGCUUAGCACAUAGAGCUUCAGACUGCUGGCAUAGAGUUAAUGAUCUAUAUGUGAUGCUUAUGGCUUUAAGAGAACAAAACAAAGCAAUAUUCUUUUUGGUCUGUCAUGAAGAGUGGAUGCUUAGAAGAAGUAAAGAGCAGAACUAAUACAGAAUUGCUAUUUUUUGCUGCCAUGUAACAAUUCUUGAGGCUCGUCCUAUUGAGGGAAUAUGUGAAUUUUCUUCCUGUGUUGUUUGGCGGCAUCGAUAAUUAUUUUCUCCCCACAUUAAGGUGUAGAGAGUUCUUGUUAUUGGUUUUGGUGAAAGUCGAAUCCAGAUAGCAAUGGCUGCUGGCUGAUGUGAAAAGGUCAGUCUGGUCACUGAACCCUCCAGCAGUCAUUUAAAAGAAAAAUAAACUUACUUGAAAAAAAAAUUUUACUAAAGCAUUUUCCCUCUAACCAAUUUUUGUAAUAUAUUAAAGAUUAUAUUUAAAGUUUGUAUGUGUUUGCUCUGGGCAAGUUUACUUCCCCUCCAACUUGAGCACUUUUGUUACUUGUACUGGUUAUUUUUAUUGUUGGUCUUAACAUUUAUUUUGUAUUUUGUUUUUUAUAAACUGUAACAAAAAGCUGUUGUGAACCUUUGAUUCUUGCUGGCUCUUUCUUGGACCAAAUGAACUGACUAUGAGCUGGCUUAGAAGAAAUGUUCAUUGGGAUGCAUAGGAAUUUGCUAGCAAAAAUGUACAUGUACUGAAAGUGUUUUUCCACUGAACUUCUAAAGCCACACCUGUCCUAAAGUAAUUAAUCCUAAUUUGGUGUGACUUUAGUAACCUGACCACACAUUCUCUGUCUAGGUCCAAAGUCACGACUUUAACAAUGAUGUUCCAGGGCUGAAUCUGCCUCCAAAUCCUAGAGUUCUUCUUUGGCUGGUCACUUUUUGAUUAAUAAAAGGCAACCCUGCCAUCUCAAAAAAUUCUGUUAAGUUGCAAACUUGCUGUGAAAUAAACUGCAGAAUUUGGUGAGGGGUUGCUGAGGCAUCAACCUGACCACUGUUGCUGUAUGCUUUCAGCAGUGCAGUAAUCUUAAUUUUAUCUGCCAGUUCAAAGGGCCAGAACAUGAAUUUCCCUUGCUUACUAUACACAUUGUUCACAUUGUAAACUACACAGUGGCAAACUGUGUGAAGGAAGUUCGUUACAGCUCCAUCCUAAUUUCCCAUAGCAAGGCCCGGGGUGCUGACAGUGUCCAGUGCUGUGCCCGUGUGCUCGCGGUCCAGGGGAGGGGGGGAAUGCAGUUUGUGACAUUUCUUUGAAAUAAAAACUGGCCUCAGAGGCUCUGACAAAGUCAUCACUGCCCAUAACCAACUGGUAUUUGUAUUUAUUACUGCUGUGUCAGUGCAAGAGUUCCCGAAGGCUGUGCACCAUUUUUGGUGGAUUUCUACUUCCCUCCAAGUGAUGAUUGAACAUCUCCUACACGCUCAUCUCUGCAGUCAGAUUGCAACAGCAGGGACCUACAGUCUCACAGACCAAAUUCCACCUAUCUCCAUAGAAGCUUCAAAUUAUCAUUGGACACUUUAUUGGACUUCAUUGAGACUCGUGUUAAGCCAACCAGCAGUACAAACAUUUACUGGAAAAGGAACAGAUGCUUCAGAUGUUUCUUUUAAAAGGACUGUUACAAGUGGUUUAAGGUCUAAAGCAUGAGUCGUAAAUGGCAGUUGAGUUGUGCCUCAUUGUUUCUUAAACUCUUGAAAAUGCUUUCUUUUACAGGUGACAUGGCUGUGUUGCUGUUUUGUCCUAGCAAUACUGUACAUCAUUUGUUGUUUCACUAUAUUGUAUCUACUUGAGGUAUCACAAUAAAAGCUUUCAAUUGUUUUGUUGGGUUA
Chiroxiphia lanceolata (lance-tailed manakin) is the source of this 5171-nucleotide messenger RNA. It is a transcript of the gene YPEL1, whose product is annotated as yippee like 1. The record is from RefSeq and is a predicted model, not a curated record. The transcript has 5 exons. Bases 503 to 862 code for a protein of 119 amino acids. NCBI's taxonomy places the organism in Eukaryota, Metazoa, Chordata, Aves, Passeriformes, Pipridae.